Mya arenaria is the source of this 1743-nucleotide messenger RNA. Its product is annotated as transforming growth factor-beta-induced protein ig-h3-like. NCBI's taxonomy places the organism in Eukaryota, Metazoa, Mollusca, Bivalvia, Myida, Myidae. Bases 1 to 1743 code for a protein of 580 amino acids. The record is from RefSeq and is a predicted model, not a curated record. The transcript has 4 exons.
AUGCAUCUCGCGUACUUCCUGUGUGUAAUGGUAGGCCCAGCCUUCGGGGCUCUGACCGUGGACAUCCUCGCUCACGAUUCACGGUUUACAACCUUGGUAGAUCUCGUUGUCAAGGCGGGACUCGUCAACACCCUAAAUACCGGAACCUACACCAUCUUUGCUCCGACGAACGAUGCGUUCAACGCUCUCCCGCCUGCCACUCUGAGCGGGCUGGCCAACGACGUCAACGCUUUGACGAACGUAUUGAAAUACCAUGUCGUUCAGAAUAAAAUAAUGAAGAGUAGCGCAAGUAACGAGCUCACCAUUGCCACACUGAAUGGCCAGAAAGUUCGUUUCAAUAUUUACAGCCACAACAACAAGGUGACGGUGCAGGGUUCAGAGGUCAUAGAAUUCGACAAGGUGGCCAGUAAUGGCGUCAUCCACGUUUUGAACAACGUCAUGUUGCCACCAGAGGGCGAUAUCGUCGACAUCGUAGCCAAAACGAGCGACGUCAGCACGCUUUUGAGCCUUGUACAGCAGGCCGGGAUCGCCAGCGCUCUGAAAGGAGACGCCCUGACCGUCUUCGCUCCAACCAAUGCUGCCUUUGCCCGCCUUCCAUCCAGUGUUGUAAAUAAGAUCACGUCUAACACGGGGCUGCUGACCGAGAUCCUUGAAUACCACGUGGUGCCACACACUGAAUAUUCCCCCGGACUGUACAACCGCGAGUUCCUCCGGACGCUUGACAGGAACCAUGACAUCAUCCAACUUCACACGGACUCCACUGGCGUCCGAGUGAACCGGAACGGUCACGUGACAAAGGCUAACAUCGGUACCACCAAUGGCGUCAUUCACCUCAUAGACCACGUCCUCAUACCAGCGCGAUACUAUCUCACUCUUCUUGUUGGCCCAGCCUUCGGGGCUCUGACCGUGGACAUCCUCACUCACGAUUCACGGUUUACAACCUUGGUAGAUCUCGUUGUCAAGGCGGGACUCGUCAACACCCUAAAUACCGGAACCUACACCAUCUUUGCUCCGACGAACGAUGCGUUCAACGCUCUUCCGCCUGCCACUCUGAGCGGGCUGGCCAACGACGUCAACGCUUUGACGAACGUAUUGAAAUACCAUGUCGUUCAGAAUAAAAUAAUGAAGAGUAGCGCAAGUAACGAGCUCACCAUUGCCACACUGAAUGGCCAGAAAGUUCGUUUCAAUAUUUACAGCCACAACAACAAGGUGACGGUGCAGGGUUCAGAGGUCAUAGAAUUCGACAAGGUGGCCAGUAAUGGCGUCAUCCACGUUUUGAAUAACGUCAUGCUGCCACCAGAGGGCGAUAUCGUCGACAUCGUAACCAAAACGAGCAACGUCAGCACGCUUUUGAGCCUUGUACAGCAGGCCGGGAUCGCCAGCGCUCUGCAAGGAGACGCCCUGACCGUCUUCGCUCCAACCAAUGCUGCCUUUGCCCGCCUUCCAAAGACUGUUGUAAACAAGCUCACGUCUAACACGGGACUGCUGACCGAGAUCCUUGAAUACCACGUGGUGCCACACACUGAAUACUCCCCCGGACUGUACAACCGCGAGUUCCUCCGGACGCUUGACAGGAACCAUGACAUCAUCCAACUUCACACGGACUCCACUGGCGUCCGAGUGAACCGGAACGGUCACGUGACAAAAGCUAACAUCGGCACCACCAAUGGCGUCAUUCACCUCAUAGACCACGUCCUCAUACCAGCGCGAUACUAUCUCACUCUUCUUGUUGGUAAAAAGUAA